CUCUCUGUGCUCACCCUCUAUGGUCUCCAUAGCUAAACCAUUAGGUUUUUGUAGUGUUUUUCUCUCUCUUCGCCAAAACAUACACACAUACAGACAUACAUACAUACAUACAGUAUAUAUUGUAUACACACUCUAUAGCAGUGCUAAAGUCAUAUAUCUCUCACUCACUACCAGUCAUUAGAUUAUAGUGUGGGUGAGACAUAUAAAUACAAGAACCACUCAUCGGACGGCCAUUUUUUGGUCAUAUUUGACACUAUUUACGACACUUUUGGAUCUUCUAAUUUGAUUUGAAAUUAUCGACCGAACGGUCCGACUCAACCCCAACACUACAAACAUGUCGGCCAACAACCGAUUGAUCGCAUUAUUAACCGUUUUCAUAGUGAUUGCCAUACAGUGGUCCGAACCCGUCGACGCUUAUGUUGAGGCAUUGGCAGCAAAUAUCGACACCGGACUCAGUCAUUUCCAACCAAUGGUGGCAAUACUCUGUGGACACGGACAGUAUCACAACCAAUACCUGGAUGAAAAUAAGCGCUGGGUAUCAGAUCCCGAUCCCAAAGCUGUCUGUACUAAAGAUAAACUUGAAAUAUUGGAAUACUGUCGAAAGGUUUAUCCUAAAGAGGAUGUCAGAAACAUUGUCGAGUCCAACAAAUACUAUAAAAUAAACAAUUGGUGUAAAUUAGGACAAAAGAAAUGCCGAACCAAACACUGGAUCAAACCGUACCGGUGUCUGGAGGGUCCGUUCCAAAGUGAUGCCCUACUGGUGCCCGAACACUGUCUGUUCGAUCACAUCCACAACCAGAGUGUUUGCCAGAGUUCUGAUUACUGGAACCGGACGGCGACUACCAGUUGCGACAAACGGACAAUGAAAUUGCAAAGCUUUGCAAUGCUGUUGCCGUGCGGUGUCGGCAUCUUUUCGGGCGUCGAAUUUGUCUGCUGUCCGACACCUAAGACAAACGGUCAGCACAGGCAAAGUGGUGGUGUAGCCAAAGAUCUUAAGGAUAACAUCAUCGAUGAUAACAAAUAUAAGCUUAAAGAGAGUACCACCGAUUCGGAUGAAGACGAUGACAGUGAUGAUGAAGACGAUGAUGACUAUUAUGACGAUGAUUAUGAUGAAGACGAUGAUGUAAAGAGCGGCAGCAGUAGCAGCACAACAACAACUACAACCACGACUACGACCACCACUACCACAACAACUGAACGUCCGGUUGACUAUUAUUUAAGUCAUUUUGAUUCGCAGAAAGAGCACGACUCGUUCAAAUCGGCACAGAAGUCAUUGGAGGACAAUCAUCGACAGAAAGUUACUAAAGUUAUGAAGGAGUGGAGUGAACUCGAAGAACAUUAUCAAGAGAUGCGUCUGAAAGACCCGAAAGGCGCCGAAGACUUCAAGAAGAAGAUGACCGGACGCUUCCAGAAGACAGUGGAAGCACUGGAAGAAGAGGGUUCGGCUGAAAAGCGACAGCUGAUCUCAAUGCAUCAGCAAAGAGUGAUGACAAUUAUCAAUUUGAGAAAGAAGUCGGCAAUGGAUUGCUAUACGCAGAGCUUGGAUCAGACGCCACCGAAAACCAAACGCAUCGAAAAGUGUUUGGAAAAACUUCUUCGGGCUCUCGAAAAGGACAGAACCCAUACACUCCAUCAUUUCAGACAUCUGCUGAACUCAUACACCAAACAGGCGCUCAAAGAUAAGGACGCCAUGUUAGACCAUUUGGACGAUCUGAUUCGUAUGGCCAACCAGUCUAUACAGAUGUUAGACCGGGUGCCGAAUGUUGCCGAAAAACUCAAGCACCGGAUGGUUGCGUUUUGGCAUAAUCUGAGAGGUGUUCCGUACGACGAAAAGAUAACCCGCGAUUCGGAACUGGCUAUUAUGGACAGGUAUGAGGAAGAAGUGGCACAGAAACAACAGGAAAGAGAACGACAGAAAAUGUUAGCCGAACAACGAAAACAAGAGUUGGAAGAAUUACAAGACGAGAAGCGACGGGUAGAGGCCAACCAAAAGAGCGGUAAAUUGGAACAGGAGUUCGAUCCCGAGUCCAUGGAGGAUGAACGCACCGGUACCAGCAAUGAGGACGGUCAGGCCGAAAGCCGACCCCCUGUGGCGCCCACACCUACUCCACAGAGCUCGACACCCAUGCGAUCGGCGGUAAUCAUACCGCACGAAGACGAAGAAACCAAUGAGGUUCACGACAUUGUGCCCACACCUAAACAGUCGUAUAUACAGAACCAGGCAUUCCAUCACAACGAGGCUUCCUAUUCCGUACGCCGUGAGCCCUACAAUCAUCGGUUACGAUGGAACGGAAGUGUUUACAUCACACUGGCCUUUGCCGGCAUUGCACUGUUGACGGCCACUAUCGUCGGCAUUGUAUUACUUAAGAAACACACACAAAGGUCGCCGCAUAGCCAGGGCUUUGUCGAAGUGGAUCAAGCGGUGACACCAGAGGAAAGACAUGUGGCCAACAUGCAGGUCAAUGGAUACGAGAACCCGACGUAUAAGUACUUCGAGGCCUCACAACAACCACCACAAGUCUAAAGUUAUAUAUACAGUACUACUACUAUGCGGGACAGGGAGGGAAUGAAAGAGAGAGUUGAAUAUCAAAAUGACUAUUAUAUAUAUAAGUGAUAUAUAUUAUUGAUUAUUAUCAUUAAGUAAUUAUUACUAUUUU
Molecule: messenger RNA, 2657 nt
Organism: Oppia nitens
Lineage: Eukaryota; Metazoa; Arthropoda; Arachnida; Sarcoptiformes; Oppiidae
Gene: Appl
Product: amyloid-beta-like protein
Exons: 5
Coding region: 335-2524 (729 amino acids)
Biological process (GO): central nervous system development; axonogenesis
Cellular component (GO): neuronal cell body; neuron projection; membrane
Molecular function (GO): transition metal ion binding; heparin binding
Source: RefSeq, a predicted model, not a curated record